AGCUGAUGCCGGAUGUGAAGUGAGAGCUAACACACCACUUGACUGCCCUGCAGGCUGGAAAUGGUACAAAGGUCGAUGUUUUUUGUUUGUGGAAGAUCCAACUAGAUGGAUAAUGGCAGAGAACGACUGCCUCUCAAUGGAUGGGAAUCUGGCCUCAUUUCACACUAUAGAGGAGUACAACUUCAUCAGAGACCUUAUCUACAAAGCAGCUAAAAAACACACAGAAACUUGGGUUGGAGGUCAUGAUUCAGCACAGGAAGGCUACUGGAUGUGGACUGAUGGUUCUAACUUUAUUUUGAAGUCCUGGGGCCCCCUGGAGCCAGAUAAUAAGCAAGGAAAGGAACAUUGCCUGUUGAUGAACUCUUCUGAACAAGAUCAUACAGCAGAUGAAAUCUGUAGCAAGAAGUUUCCCUACGUCUGUGUUCGAUCCCUGUAACCUUCCUUUGCCUAAUAAUCUGAACUGUAUGGCUUUCCUGCUGGUGAUGUCACUUCCACCUGGAUGUCAAGUCUCGAUGACAUCACUGCUGGAAGAACCUGAUUUCACUUUAUUUGAUCACUGAAAUAAAUGUUUUCUUUC
Molecule: messenger RNA, 577 nt
Organism: Poeciliopsis prolifica (blackstripe livebearer)
Lineage: Eukaryota; Metazoa; Chordata; Actinopteri; Cyprinodontiformes; Poeciliidae
Product: galactose-specific lectin nattectin-like
Exons: 6
Coding region: 113-436 (107 amino acids)
Molecular function (GO): signaling receptor activity
Source: RefSeq, a predicted model, not a curated record